Dioszegia hungarica is the source of this 2445-nucleotide messenger RNA. RefSeq lists its product as uncharacterized. The record is from RefSeq and is a predicted model, not a curated record. Lineage: Eukaryota; Fungi; Basidiomycota; Tremellomycetes; Tremellales; Bulleribasidiaceae. The transcript has 5 exons. Bases 1 to 2445 code for a protein of 814 amino acids.
AUGGCUUCGUCCCAGACUCAGCCUCAAGGCGUCCCCUUGACCCCGGCGGCCCCGCCGAGUCGGUCCGAGAUUGAGCGCAAGUUGAGCUUCAAGAGUGCGGCUAGUCCGAGAGUGGAGCAGUCGCCGCGGAAGAAGAAGCGCUCCCCCUCCACCGUCUCCGGGAACGAUAGCGACACCUCGCUCUCUUCCGCCCAGGGCCAAGGGCUUUCUCAAUCUGCCUCACUCUCUUCUCCCCUCCUCUCUCCCUCCUUAUCCGCCGGACCCGGUUCCUUCAACUCCACCGGCGGGCUCCUUAGCGGCGGUGGCGUCCCAGCGCCCAACGCCGCCAAUCGCCAGCUGUCAGCUAUUGCGGAGCGGCUCCGAGCGGACGGGUCGGGAAUGGUCGAAGAGACGGAAGAGUACGAGGAGCAGGAUGAGGGCGAGGACGUGAGCGAUGAGGAGGAGCAGGAGAAGGUGGGGCAGGGCGAGCUGGAGAGGGGGAUGGAGGGGGAGAGGGUGUUAAGGUCGGGGUAUUUGUACAAGAAGCAGGAGAAGAGAAAGGUUUGGAAGAAGAAGUGGUUUGUCCUCCGAACAGGAAAGCUCGCGUACUACAAGGAUGACAGAGAAUAUUCGUUAUCCCGAGUGAUGGACCUCCGUAUCAUCCACACAGCCGCCGCCGUCAAGAUCAAGAAGCACUCGUUUACUUUCGGGAUCGUCACCAAGAAACGCACCUUCCUCGUCGAGGCGUCGUCCCAGUCGGAGAUGGACGAGUGGGUCAUGGCGAUCACGUCGGCUCGGCGCAGGCUUACGGAGGAUGCGGAGAAGCGGAGUGCGCCGCAGUCUGUCUCGCAGGCACAGGGGCAGGAGGGAUACGCCAGCAGUAUAAGCGGGGCGGGGACGAGUCCCGUCGUCAAUACCUCGGCCUCAUACCUCAAUCGGGCGGGGUCGAUGGCGGGUCAGCCCCAUGCUACUGGCGGCGCCGGUGCCAACGUCUACUCGCCGACGUCGGCCGGUCCGCCCUCUGGACCGGGAUCGCUCGAUGCGGGCCUCACCGGUCAACUCUCACGAAUGAGCGUCAAUCCCACUCCCGCCCUCACUUCAUCACAGCCCAUCGGGGCUCGACAACCUCCUCUCUCGACCCCGGGCCAGCCUAUCCGGUCCUACUCGUCCAGAAGAGAACCGUCCGCCUCUUCCUUAUCUAGCGCCGGGGCGGACUAUUUCCCCCGAACGCCAAGUGCGAGUCAGUCCCCCCAACCGCCGUUGACGCUCAAUACCUCGACAUCGGCUAUUGAUGGGGCGACACGACCGGUGCCUGUGGGCGUAUCGUCUGAUUCGGACGAGGUGGAUCAGGGGGAGGGGGAUAUGUACUUUUCGGAUAUUGGGCGGGGGUCUCAGGGUCAGGGCCAGAGUCAGAGUCAGAGUCAGGGUCAGUUGGGGACGAGCGUGGGGACUGCCAAGUCUGGGUUCUCUGCGGCAGGACAAGGACAAGGACUGGGACAAGGUGGAAGUUCGAGUGGGAGCGGGGUUGGGGCUGGGAGUGGGUUCACGAGCAGCACCAGCGUGGAUCCGUCCAGGGUGAUUCUUUCGGCGUACCUGAUGAAGCGGUCCAAAGGGCGAGGGAGGAAAGUAUGGCGGAAACGGUGGUUCUACCUCACGAGUCAGGGAUUGACUUAUACAAAGUCACACAUGGACACAAAGAUCCUCCGAAACAUCCCCCUCUCUUCGAUCCUUGACGCAAUCGACCAAUCGUCCACACUGGACGAUAUCGACCCCUCCUCGUCCGACUCUGACGCGCCCACCUCGGCGCGCCCUAUCCGAUCCCCCUCGACCUCCAAGUUCCCCUCUCCGCCCCAGCGCCAGCCGUCCUACUCGGGCCCCGGGUCCGGCGCGUUCGGCUCGGGCUUUGGCGGUGCCCAGCCGAAAGAAGGAGAACAUACGUUCCGGCUCGUCACUGCUAAACGGAAUUAUGUGCUUUGUGCGCCGUCCGAGGAGGAUGAGAUCAAGUGGUUGGCCGCCGUCAAGGCUUUGCUUAAUCGGGAGAGGGGAAUGGGGAGCCCGGUGGUGGAGAUGCCGCCGAGGUUGUUUGGGGGUCAGAAUCAGGGGUAUCCGGCGCCUCCGCAAGCGCAGGCGCAGGCGGGGAGUUCGAGUGUUGCUGGGCAGCGAGGACAAGGCCAAGGACAGGGGCAAGGCCAAGGGCAAGGAGGGGGAGGGGGACAAGUACCGACUAUAACGCAACAACCGCCCACGCCGGGCAGUGCGGUCAGUCAGCAAGGAGGACAAGGGGAAUUGGCGCCUCCUAUACCGACGGAUCUGACGUCUCCAACAGGCGGAGUCGGAGCUGGAGGUGGUGGACAACAGCAGCCACCAGUCAGUAUUGGGGCAAGAGGGAGGAGCGCUACGUAUCUCGCAAAAAGUGCGGUGGCGGAUGUGGAGAGGAGGUAUCAUCCGGAUCGGCAGCAGGUCUAG